AUGUUUAAUAUACCCAUAAUCCCUGUUUACGGCGACUGGCUUGUCUGGGCGAUAACAGCAUGCUGCUGUCAAGGUUUCUUGCUGCUAGGCUAUGACCAAGGGGUUAUGUCUGGGAUUGUAGGCGCAGAAAAUCAGUUCGGCAGAGAUUUCGACUCUCCUUCGCCCACAGCUCAGGGAACUAUAGUUGCAAUCUAUGACAUUGGAUGUGCUGUUGGAUCUCUCGUGUGCUUUAUGUUUGGUCAAAAGUUAGGUCGAAGACGCAUGAUCAUGCUCGGUGCAUCUACUAUGCUGGUGGGAACAGCAAUCCUCACAUCUGCAACAACACGCGCACAAUUAAUCGUUGGUAGGGUGGUCACUGGGAUUGGAAACGGUUUCAACUCCUCUUCUAUUCCAGUUUAUCAAUCUGAAACAUGCGAAGGCCGCAUGCGAGGUGCACUGGUGUGCUUGAACUCUACCAUUACAAUAUUAGGCCUCGUCAUUGCGUACUUUUUGGAUUAUGGUUUAUCCUUUGUUAACGGGCCAGUACAAUGGAGACUACCAAUCGGCUUUCAGGCUUUUUUUGCAUUAUUUCUACUUAUACAGGCAGCUACUCUACCCGAAACACCACGCUGGCUCAUGUCCCAAGGCCGUAAGGGUGAAGCAAUCGACGUACUCUCAAGGCUUGCCGCACCUCCCGACCAACGUACACCUGAAGUAGAGUCUCUUAUUCAAGAACGUUUGAGAGAGAUCGAAGAGUCUUUGGCACGCGAGAGUGCCGGUGGCCCCUUCCGGUUUGCGGAACUCCUACAGGGAGGACCAUUGGGUAACUUCAGAAGAGUAUUAUUAGCAUGUGGGGUCAAUGUCAUGCAGCAAUUCACAGGAGCGAACAUGAUUAACUACUUGACAGUUGAUCGUUUCGGCCGCCGAGCACUACUUAUGUUCUCAGCAACUGGGCUCUCGACCUGUUUCUUAUUAGCCGCAGUACUUCUCAGCGUCGGUACAAAAUCUGCAGCCUAUGGUGCUACGGCUAUGGUAUUCGUAUUUCAGAUCUUUCUAGGUAUUGGAUUCUUGCCUAUUCCAUGGUUGUACCCCGCAGAGGUUAGCCACACCCGUAUUCGUGCAUACACAAGCGCAAUUAGCUCGUUUGUCAACUGGAUGUGUGUAUUUGCUGUGGUCGAAAUGACACCACCCGCGAUUGAUCAAAUUGGAUGGAGAGUCUUCAUCAUUUUCGCCGUGCUUAAUGCAUGCUGGGUCCCCAUAGUUUAUGCAUUCUUCCCAGAGACCGCCAAUCUCUCACUGGAGGAUGUCGACCAUCUGUUUGAAAAGGGAGGGAUUACCGGAGGCGUAUGGGGUGCACCGGGUGGGCGAACAGUCGUCGCGCAUUCUGACCACAUCACCGGUUCGGCCGCACUACGAGCUAGAAAUGAUGAAGAAAAGUUUGAUAAUACGCAAUCAAACAUAGAAUACGCAGAACAAACCCCAUCCAAACACUGA
Rhizoctonia solani is the source of this 1473-nucleotide messenger RNA. Its product is annotated as Sugar (and other) transporter. Gene Ontology annotation, biological process: carbohydrate transport; transmembrane transport. Bases 1 to 1473 code for a protein of 490 amino acids. Lineage: Eukaryota; Fungi; Basidiomycota; Agaricomycetes; Cantharellales; Ceratobasidiaceae. The transcript is spliced from 11 exons. Gene Ontology annotation, molecular function: carbohydrate:proton symporter activity. The record is from RefSeq and is a predicted model, not a curated record. Gene Ontology annotation, cellular component: membrane.